Synchiropus splendidus (mandarinfish) is the source of this 8397-nucleotide messenger RNA. Its product is annotated as nck-associated protein 5-like. The record is from RefSeq and is a predicted model, not a curated record. Lineage: Eukaryota; Metazoa; Chordata; Actinopteri; Syngnathiformes; Callionymidae. The transcript is spliced from 18 exons. Bases 367 to 5931 code for a protein of 1854 amino acids. Gene Ontology annotation, biological process: microtubule bundle formation; microtubule depolymerization. Gene Ontology annotation, cellular component: microtubule plus-end.
CGUACAGUGCGUGAAGAGGAGCCUCCGAGCUUGUGUGAGUUAGUGAGAGCAACCGCAGGCUGAGGCGGAGUGAACGUCCGCGGAGAGAAGGAGAAGGGCACCGUGUGAAGAGGGUCGGCGCAUGUUGUCUGAUUGCGAGACGCCGGAGCAGAGACGGGAAUGAUCCGGACAGACUGAGGGAGCAAACGGAGGGUGGGAGCAGAUUGGCGCGGCUGCGUUGUGGAUGUAAACUUUAUCAGCUGCUGAGCCGGUGGAUUAACCAUGCGUGUCCCCUGAACGCACCAGGAUGCUGCGUCUCCAUCAGGGGAAAAGCUGGCCGUGGCUCGUCUGCAGAGGGAAGUUGCACGGAGCAAGAGGGAAGGCACAAUGCGAGAAAAGCUGAUCCACGAGCUAGAGGAAGAGCGACGUCUGCGACUGGAGAGCGAGAAGCGACUCCGGGAAGUGACAGAGGAGUCCGAGCUGGGACGGGCCCAGAUGCUCUCACUGCAGCAGCAAUUCCUCAGGAUGGAAGAGACGGUGCGCUCACUCCUGCAGAACCAGGGUGUCCUGGAGCAGACUGCUGUGGACACGGUGGACAUCAUGAAGGCCUACAAAGAUAAACUCACAGAGGAAGGGCAGAAACAGCACUGUGUCCCCGAAGAGAAUGGGCCCCUGCUGGCAGCUCAUCCAGAGCUUGAGUUUGGACUGCUGGCAUCCACCAAUCAAGAUGCCAGCUUGGCAGAAGAGGAAAAAGACAAAACCAAGGUUCUCCUGGAACGCCUGAAGGCUCUGGAGGAGAAGAAUUCUGCCUUGGCCUCAGAGAACGAGAGUCAGAGGGAGCAGUACGAGCGCUGUCUCGAUGAGGUUGCCAAUCAAGUGGUGCUGGCACUUCUCACCCAGAAGGAUCUCAGAGAGGAGUGUCUGAAACUGCGAACACGGGUUUUCGACUUGGAGCAGCAGAAUCGGGCUCUGGGGAUUUUGUUCCAACAGAAGAUCAAGCCGGCCUCGGACCUGCUCCUCCAGAAACUCCACUCUAGAAUCAUGGAUUUGUCUGCAGCCGACUUGCUCCUGGAGCCAGAGAAAAGCAAGGCGUUUUUACUUUCCAGGAACACAGAGUCUCCUCCCACGGAGACCCACGGACAUGGAAAGCCGAGCUUCCAUUUGAGCAAGUGUCUCAGCCAGUUGAGUCUGACGAUGCCAGCGCCUUUGUACCAACGCAGCAGUUGUAGCAGCAGCGAAUUGUCUUUGUCAAGUGCUUGCAGUGAAUACUCCAGUGGUUCAUACACCUGGAAUGAUGGACGUUCCUGCAGCAAAAUGACGUCGCUGAACUGGGAGACCAGACUGAGUUUGGGUUCUUCGGCCCCCAGCAACAUCUGUGCUCUGCCAGAGGACCAGCGGACCAGACGCAAGGAGACCAACAUACUUGAGGGACUGCGGAAACUACAAAGGAGGAGGCACAGAUCCUCAUCAAUGUCCAAGAUCUCCAAGGCGGGUUACAAGGACUGUAUGAACUCCAACGAGGGCAUAUAUUCCCUUGGCAUCAAAAGCAGCAGCAGAGGAGUUUCCAAGCCCACCCACGUAGCAAGGAAUUUGCAUCUUGGAAGCAGGAAGUUGUCGGAUGAGUCUGACGAUGCCGAUGAUGAACUGGCACAUUCAAGUCAUUCAGAUAAAAUCCCAACAAAAGACAAUUGGUUUUACUGCAAGAGGCUUUCCCGGAGCAUCUCAGACAGUUUGUGUAGCUGGGAGGGGACUCAGGAUAACGUACCUGGUGGUGACCACAACUCAGGCUCUACGGCGACAGAACAACCUCCUGCCUAUGACCCAAAGGAGCGUCCUGAGAAACUCACGAGUUGCAUUCGCACUUUUCUCCCUGUGGGAGAGCAUAAAUCGGCUUUUUCUAAACCAUCCGCUCAACGGAUGCCUGCUUCUCAAAUGAGUGCUUUCAUUCAGAACUCAGACACAGAAGAUAGAGAGAAACUCAACUCAGAGUCUAAUAACCGUCUGUCUUUUACCCAGCCAGACAAGCCGUUGCAGAGGCUCUCCAGAGAUAUGUCCAAGCAGCUGGCACAGCGCUGCUUGCAAAGGGAGCAAGGACGCACCCUUUCAGCCGAUGGGAGACCUCAGCCUUGUAGCCUGAUUAAGGAAUCUAAAGCAGGAACCUGCAGUCAAUCUGAAGAGAGUGUCUUAGUAAUAUUUGAUGCUGAGGGACAGCCAAUUGAGCUGUGUUCGCAGAAGACAACGGCACUGCACGGAUCUCAAAAAAGUAUUGCGGGCUGCAACGCAACUGAUGGUUCCAUUGAAUCAGUGCGCCAUGAGAGACCAUCGCGACAGAGAAACUACACUGCUCUUGAAUCUCCUGAAAAGCCAUGCGAAUAUCAGUCUGGCAUGAACAGGUCAAGCGAAAAGUUAGCAAUGCAAGCCACCCCACCAAAAAAGCUGGUUAAACCCGGAAUUAACAGAAACAGCAGAGGACAUUCUAUCCCUCCAAUGAAUGAUUCUGUGGGCUCAAAACCCUCUGGAUCAAAAAUACCUGGGCGGAAUAAACAUUCACCGUCUCCUCUUAGAGUGUCCAAGGGCUCCAACACUGAUAAUUCAGGACCUUCUGCGCAGGAGAGAUCUCCAUUAUCUCCAUUAUCUCCAUCAGCUAAGGUCUCCAGGUUUAGUAAGGCCUCACAGAGCACCAAGGCUGUAAACUCCAAGCUUUCUAACAGGAACCCAUCAUCCAACUCUUCUCAUCUUUCAAGGAAGCAGUUGGAUUUGGCUGAGAAAAUUGAACAGCCAAUCAGGGACAAACACUGUGAAACCAUGAAAAACAAACUCAGGUCCCCUUCUCCUCCCCUACCCCCAGGUCGCACCACCUCUUUACUAAUAAGACCAAAUUAUGAAGCAUCACCUCAAGCACAUAAAUUUGGGGUGACCCAACAAGCUACACCAACCACUGUGAGGGGUCCACCCCCGAGUUACCAUAACUCAAAUACACAAAAUAUGCAAGCUACAUUGCCCAUUAAAGAUAAAGAUUUAUUUGACAAGGAGCAUGAUGCAGGCUACGGGACUUCGCUAGCACCUCAAAAACUGGUUGGACAAACUGGUCAGCACCUUCAAAAGUCCCCUGUCAUCAUUCAUGCUCCAACUAAAGGAACUUUUAAACGGAUAACUACAAAAGACUACCUCCCUACUGCAAACUCAGGGCACGGUCCUGAACAUGAAACUGCACCUAAAAGUUCAAAGAAUGUCCCGCCUCCAUACAGUGCCCUCAACAAGAGAGGAACUCCUUAUGAAAAUGGUCACCAGUUAGUGCAAAAGAGUUCUGUUAGUUUACCACUUACAGAUACAACUCAAGCGAAAUCAGAGCCACAUAAUGGUAAAGAUCAGCUAAGCCCUCUGAAAAGUCCAGGCAUGCUGUCACCCAAUUCAGGUGAUAGAGCCUCCAAGAGUCGAAUCCCAAUGGGUUUCAAAGCUUUUUUAAAAUCUCCUCCGAGCCACAAACAUGCAACUUCAAUUCCAGCCAAGCUGGAGAAAGAUCAAAUCAACUUGGUCUCCAAGGACACUGUGAUCUUAACUGUCUCCACCCAGAGUGACAACUCAGAGCCUGUGCACAGUACCGAUUCACCACCUAAGAUCUUGGGUAGCGGGGGGAAUGGUGAGGUUCCAGGUAGGUUAGUGCUCGAGGGUGGAAAUGCUGGUGAGUCGCAUGAAGAAGAGGAAGGUUGCAUUAAAGACAAAAGAGGUAGCCAGCUGUUUUCUCGAUCCAUAUCUGUCACGACCAAACCACAUCUGAAGCCAGCCUUGGGAAUGAACGGGGCUAAAGCCCGCAGCCAGAGCUUCAGCACAAACUACAUAGAGAAACCGAACAUCAAUGUUCUGGAUGGACCAGUAAAAAUUAGGACCCAGAUCAUAACUAACUCUGGUGAACGAGGGAACUCAUUAUCAAGGCAAACAUCCUUGGAGGUGCCCUCACAUGUGUCAGCUGAGAGUCCUCUCCAUUCCCCAAGAAUGAGGCUAAGUCAUUAUGGUGGAAUGACUGGGUCCUCGUUCCAAAGUAUCACAGAGAAAACCCCUGUAUUUACAUCGCCCCCUCAGAAAGAUCCACGCACCAUACCCAUCACGAAUAGAGACGGUGUGAACAACAUCCACAAGCCAGGAAAGGUUGUACCUCAUUCACAGUUUCAAGCUGCAUUGAGCAGCCUGUACAGCCCAGAAAAAGCCAUCAGUUCUGGCAGACCGGGAUUGAGCCUUGAAGAUCAUGGUCAGAAAGAUCAUCCCAACAAAACCCCAGAGGUGGAAGAAACACAAAUCAGCUCCAUCAUCUGCACCAUAGAGGAAAAAGUCAUGCUGGGCAUUGAGGAGAACUUGCAAAAAUCCCAAGAACACGAGAAGAACGCCAUGAGUGAGAUGAAGCAAAAAACUGUCCCGUCGCUCGCCAACUGGUUUGGUCUCAAAAAGAGCAAACUUCCAGCACUGUCAGGAAAGAAAGCCGACUCCCCCAAAGGAAGAGAGGAGAAAAGAGAGCUGAAGAUCGGGUCGGUGCUUGGAGGCAUACAGAUGAAGUCGGACAAAAGAAAAGACAAAAAGAAAAACGAUAGCCAACACAAGGAUUGCCGGGAGGGGCAAAAUCAGUCCGAGGUAAACAACAAGCUCAGCGCCAUCAUGGACCACUGCAACAACCAAAUGGGACAGAUUGCAAACCAGAUCCAGUGCACGACUGCCUUCCUUGGGAAAGACCAGUUUGUCAAAGAGAUUCUUGGCAGGAGCGCUGGGAAGACAAGCUCAGUGUCUGCUUUGCCGCCAGGGGUGACCACGCAGAAGAAACAUGCUGAAUUGAAAGCAGACAUGGAGAUCUGUCCUGAUACGGCUACUCUCCUGGUAACUCAGAAGAUCAACUUGAAAUCUGACAACAAAGAGACACACAUUCCAGAUACUGCAUGUCAGGAUCACAUGAUGGGCUCAAGCUGUCAGAUGAGAACCCUGGACAGUGGGAUCGGCACUUUUCCCCUCCCUGAUUCUGUCACCCGCACCAGUGGUCGCCACAUUCCCAAAUCUGAAUCCAACCCUGAUGGGGUGACCACCUGCUUGUCCGAGCCCGAUGCAGAGCUCGCCUCGUCUCUUCCUGAUCCCUCACACUGCAGUGUAAAAGUGCCUUCCCUUCCACAAUCCCACCUGCAUGCGCCUAACAGCCUUGGACACUCCCUGUCUGACCCUGCUCUGACAUCCUGCGGCGACAUCCUCAACUCCCAGUGCCAACUGCCCCAGCUGCGACACAAAGAGGCAAUCAGGACUGGACGCUUGAGUUUUUGUGCUCCAUGUAGCAACAUAUCCACUUCAGCUGAGGACAAGCUAGAGGACAGAGAGAACAGCACCAAGGCAAAGGACAGCGAGAAGCAUGCGCACGAGAGGGUCCUGCGAGUGUGUACAUACUCAGGCAGCAGCGACACUGAGACUGAAAUUGAGGGCAGCACUCUGGACUCGUCACCAAGCACUCUGGUCAACAGAUCUGGGAAAGAUUAUUCAGUGGAGUCUACUGAAAAGACCCUGCAGAGAUGUAGUGUGGAGAAAGUCUUGUCUAUAAUGGACUACUACCACAAUGACAUGUACGCCCAUAUGGACCCAGACAGUGGGAGGAUCCAUCAGUACAAGGAUGGGAAGGCUGGCCUCAGUGUGGAGAGUCCACUUGAUAAGACUGUGAUCACAAACCAACCGCUCAACUUCUCGCUGGAGUCCCUGAACCAGUUGAACCACAGCAGCUCCAGCAGCAUCUACCCCGCGAGCGUGUCUGCGGGCCGCCUCGGUGAAUGCCUUCCAGACCCAGGGAAGAGCCGCGAGGGCUGCUACAAGAUGGAUGAGGCCUCCUCCGGCUUCUCCAGGAAGCCUGGGGUGGAUCCUGUGGGCUCCCUCAGUGACUCUCUGUACGACAGCUUCUCGUCCUGCACUAGCCAGGGCUCCAACGACGUGUAGCAGUGCAGGGCUGCUGGGCAACAGAGUCAAGUCUGGUUCCUGAUCAGUGACCAGAGUCAUGGAGGGAACAAAGAUUCUCAACUAGUGGCCAAACCAAGGCCCCUCUGGUUACACCUUCUCCAGGAAAGUUCAUGAACUCAUUUGAAUCGGCAAGAUGAACCUCUCUUUGCUUUUCUUUCCCAAAUCACUUUGAGGGGAAGAAGGUGGUGACGACACACUGAUGUAGCAUCCAACACCUGUGUCGACAGAGAUCCUUCCUCAUCCAGUGACCAGUCUUCCUGAUGUGGCGCUUCAGACAAUCGCUAAGUCUUUGCUUCGUUUCUAUGUACGAUUUAUUUGAUCCUCCAUAAGAAAACUAUUCCAUAUCCAGUGUGGAUAGAGACCUUGACCCGCCAGACCUGGGAGUCCGUGGAACCACAGUUCCCCUCACGCACCAAGAGGACCACUGAGGGGGUGUUGAUCAGUCACAAGCCACAUCACAAGCUGCUUGAAAAGAAAACACCAAAAAUGAAGACAGGCCUUUUUGAGAGAACUUUUUGUGUUGCAAAAUAUGAAAUUUAGUCUGUUUAAAAUUCAGUUAAUCGGACACUGAGCCAGGUAUUUCUUCGUGCCGCUCUAAAAAUGGUUGCUUGGCAACCUGGCUGAAGAUCUGAGAAUGAGACUCCAAAUAGAUGCCAUGUUGGAGGUAAAGAUAAUAAUAACUAACUAAAUAAAUGAACAAACCAUGAUCACUCAAAUGUCAUUUUCAUUCAGACAUUAUCUGGCAAUAUUUUCUUUAAUAACAGCACCAUAUGGAUGAGAGCAGAUGAGCAGAAACAUGUGUUGAUCGUGUGGAUAUGAGCCAGACUUGAGCCCCAGCUCUGCAGCCCUGCUGCACUCCAGAAUGGACGAGUAACGAAAAGCACUUAGCCGGAAAACAAACUCAGACAGCACCGCGAUGGAGCGGACUGCAACUCUCAAUGAAGUGGUUGCACUUUGAUUCUCUUCUCUCCCCUCCACGGAAACACCUGGAAGAAAUACCGAGAGGAAAGUGAGUGAUGGUCGCUUGCUAGGAAAACCUGAGGUUUCGCUUGUGUGUUGCUGCUAAAUGAUAUUUUCUCUCCAUGAUACCCAUGUGGAUUCUCAACUCACCUGCGCCAGUUUUCCAAGCAGCUCACGCCGUUUUAUGUUCACUGUCAGAGCUGAGGCACAAGUGACACUCGUGAGCAACAUACCGCUGCAACACAGACUGAAACGGCUUUGAUAAAAGUGCAUUUGAAAUGCCCACACGCUUGUAUUUAUCAUUUCUAUUUAUUAAUUUAUUGACUGGUGGCCAUAGAACGCAACAUUUUCAAAGGUUUUGUUUUUCAGUCUCAUCGCCUCUGUAGCUCAGGGAACAUGCUGAACGAAGGAGGAUGGCAAGAAGAGGAGUAGCUGACAUUGUCACCAGGAAGUAGUUGAGUGUUUGUGUUCCUCCACCAACCUUUGUCGUCUUCUCCACCACACACCUGACUGUUUGCAGCCAUUUAACUUCACUUGCAGUUCCACCGGUUUGUGUUACAUACGGACAUCCACUCGUUCCAUACAAACAUGAAGGGUUUUGGUAUCAUAAACUCUUGAUGUGAAUCAUAUUGUGGAAUCAUGCCCUGAGGUCAACUCUUUAAGGCAGUUGUCUUGAACUCAGUCCUGACUGACCAUCAACUGAAUGCUAUCACUGCUCAACACAAGCCCAUUGUUAUCUAACUAUGAAACAUUAUUGAUGUCUAUGUGUUCAGUGGACGAUGGGACGGUUUCCAACGGAGCCACGUGCACCCUCUCCGAACCUCUUGGUCCCUCUCCCUCCUGGCUGUUGUUGUGUAUAUGAAAGUGCUGUAUGUUAAUAUCACACGAUGGGCAUUGCAGAUCUGACGUGCCGAACCAUAAAAGGCAAAACAAUGACAUGUAAAUUGCGACUCAUUCAACUCAAGUCUACUGCUUGUCUUUUUCUUUGGGGUGUUACUUGUUUUAAAAGAGAUCUUUAUUUUGACAGAGCUGAUAUGAAACAUAUUUAAUCGCUUUAUUUUGAGUUUUUUUUUUUUUUAAAGGAUGUUUUGGGUGAAAUUAUGCCAAACCUUCUACCUGGAAUUUGACCGGCUGGUGCUAAUCAACAGGGCCGACCGUUUCAAUCUUUUUCUUUUCCAUGAAAUUGUUAAUAUUGUAUGAAGAAAGUCUGAAGAGAAACUUGUGUAUUUUUCUAGAUGUGCAGUAUUUAUACCCACAUUUUGUACUGUCAGACUGUAGUGUGGUCAUCCUGCUUCACCUCAACGUUCCUGCUUCCUUUGUAAAGAGAAAUGGUUACCAGCAGUGUUACUUUGGUAAUUAUUAUGAAUAUUGCUAUUAUAAUUAUUAUUGCAAUGUGCAAUUUUGUCAUUACACCUUGAGGCUCUAUUUUAUGUAUCUAUUUCCUAAAUAAAUAUGAAAACUUUACCUGAGUCAACCCCCUGUGGU